CUGUUCUAUCAUUGUCGAGACUAUUCGCCGCCCAAAAUGUCGACCUCAUACUCGUAUCCCGCUGUACAGUCAAAGCUCAAUAUUCACGAUCAGGAUUUCAAGAAUAAUCGAGAAAAAUGGACGCCGGUUCUGGAAAGAUUCGAGACUGCGCUGCAGGAUGUUUGUAACGAGGGCACUGCCGCCUCGCUUGCGCGUCACCAGAGCCGAGGUCAAUUGCUACCGCGAGAUCGGAUCGCAUUACUUCUGGACCAAGAUUCUCCUUUUCUCGAACUUUGUUCCUUUGCAGGAUUUGGAAAUCCUGAUUCCACUGCAUGCGCGAACUUGAUUGCCGGUGUUGGGACAGUAAGCGGAAAAAUAUGCUUAAUCAUGUCCCACAUUCCCACUCAAAGUGGUGGUGCUUGGAAUGAGAUGACAGUGCUCAAGGUGAACCGGAUGCUAGAAAUAGCGUUCGAGAAUGACUUACCCUUGAUAUCUCUGGUUCAAUCUGCUGGCGUUUUCCUUCCACAGCAGUUCCGCGUUUUCCACAAAGGUGGCCAACUCUUCCACGAUCUCGCCAUCCGUAGUCUUCACGGCAAGCCGUCGUGUGCUGUGGUAUUUGGAUCCUCCACUGCAGGAGGAGCCUACCAUCCUGCCUUGUCGGACUAUACCAUCUUUGUCGCGAACCAAGCCCAGGCUUUCCUUGGCGGACCUCCUCUGGUUAAAAUGGCGACCGGAGAAGUGAUUGGGGCCGAGGAGCUGGGCGGCGCCGAGAUCCAUGCUACGCGAACCGGCCUCGCGGACCAGAUUGCCUCGGACGAAUUUGAUGCGAUUCACAAAACACGCGACUGGGUUGCCUCCUUGAAAUCCAAGUCGAGGCGCCUGCUGUCCGAGGCAAUGGAACCUCUACCUCCGAGAUAUCCUAUCGAAGACGUGCUUUCCCUUGUUAACCCAGAUAUCCGCAAGGCGUUUGACAUGAAGGAGGUGGUGCUACGCCUGGUCGACGAUUCGAGGCUCUCUAUUUUUAAGCCCAAAUACGGACCAAACAUGCUCACUGCCUGGGCUCACAUAAUGGGUUUCCCGGUCGGCAUUGUGGCCAAUCAGAUAUCAGUCAUCAACCCCAACGAGGCGGCCAAGGCAGCUCAAUUUAUCCGACUUUGCAAUCAAGAGGGCACCCCCAUCAUCUUUCUCCAUAAUGUGACUGGAUUUAUGGUCGGUGCAAAGGCCGAGCAUGCGGGCAUCAUCAAAGUUGGAGCACAGCUUGUCUCUGCUGUGUCGUGUUCGCAAGUCCCUCACAUCUCCAUUAUUCUAGGUGCUUCGUACGGCGCUGGAAACUACGCCAUGUGUGGUAGAUCAUACAAGCCUCACUUCAUCUUCACAUGGCCGACAGGGAAAUGCAGCGUUAUGGGACCAGACCAACUUGCCGGCGUGAUGGAGCAGAUCCAAUCCGCAAAGGCCCGACCCAAGGGAGAAGAAGUGUCUGCGGAAACCAUACGGGGACAAACCGAUACCUUUAAGAAACAAGUGCAGAGGGAUGCCGAAAGCUACUCCACCAGCGGCAUGCUGAUAGAUGAUGGUAUUAUUGACCCAAGAGACACGCGCGAUGUGCUGGGAAUGUGCCUCGAGGUAGUUGGUGGAGCAAGGCCUUCGAAGAUGGAGAGUAGUAGGUUUUUGGCCCGAAUGUGA
Messenger RNA from Ilyonectria robusta, 1662 nucleotides. RefSeq names its product carboxyl transferase. Gene Ontology annotation, molecular function: ligase activity. The transcript has 8 exons. Lineage: Eukaryota; Fungi; Ascomycota; Sordariomycetes; Hypocreales; Nectriaceae. Bases 37 to 1662 code for a protein of 541 amino acids. The record is from RefSeq and is a predicted model, not a curated record.